AUGGCAAACCCGUUCAGAUAUAUUCGUGACAAAGUUCAAGAAAAGAAGAUUGAAAAAUUAGCAAAAAAAAGCGGCACAACACUUGCAAACCUCCCUCCCUUCCUUAAUAAUCACAACACAGCUACUUUGGUUCUCCGAGCUUUGAAAGGAUACGAAAACAUGCCAGCUCUUGUAUUUAAUUGGAAUCCAGCAGGAUUCAAUGAUAUUGGCACUGCUCCAGGAUUACGAAAUGGUGUUGCAGGCCAAAACUUGGCUGCAAUUAUUGCAAAUCUUACCGCAAAUGGUGCGACGAAUUAUAACAACGUUGUAUUUACAUUUCCAAAUGGUAACGCCAUUGGAGUAUGGAUCAAUCAAAUUAGUGUAAACAUACCAUGGGCAAUAAAUCAGGUGGGAGUUCCAGACGUCGUCACUUCGGUCACCAGGAUUAACCGGAUUACCGAACGUGACACUGGAACACCCUCAACCGCAUUUGAUCUUGAGGACUACAGAAAAGCUUUCGCUUAA
This is a messenger RNA of Funneliformis mosseae, 504 nucleotides long. Lineage: Eukaryota; Fungi; Glomeromycota; Glomeromycetes; Glomerales; Glomeraceae. The record is from the annotation of a GenBank genome assembly.